UCUACAUUUGAGCACGGUAAGCAUUUACAGUGAAAAUCAAAGUGCGCGUCUACGACAGAAAUCAUUAUAUGAAUGACAUCUGUGGAAUAUGUACUAAGCUGUGGGACUCGGAGUACCAAAAUCUGCAUUAGGCAAAAUAAAAAAGUCAAUUGCAGAAAAUAUGAACGCCGACGACUUUGAAAGAUAUGGAACAGAAAUGGUCAAAUACAUAGCAAAGUAUAUGCGCACACUGCCAGAGCGCCGUGUUAGCUCAGAUGUAGAACCUGGAUAUAUGCGAGGGUUACUUCCGAAGCACGCGCCAACAAAAGGAGAAAACUUCAGGGAAAUUAUGAAAGACGUUGAGAAAAUAAUUAUGCCGGGGUUAACUCACUGGCAGCAUCCGCAGUUCCACGCGUAUUUUCCUGCGGGAAAUUCUUAUCCUUCUAUACUGGGAGACAUGCUCUCUGACGCAAUUGGAUGCGUGGGCUUUUCAUGGGCUGCAAGCCCGGCUUGUACGGAACUGGAAAUCGUCGUACUGGACUGGAUUGGAAAGUUGAUAAAAUUACCUUCGGCGUUCCUGCACGAAGGAGGCCGCGGAGGAGGUGUUAUUCAGGGAUCAGCGAGUGAAUGUGUACUGGUAACAUUACUGGCAUCCCGGCAUGCUGCGAUAGAAAGAGCCAAAACAUAUCCGUAUAUUGACGACGGGUAUGUUCUCUCGAAACUGGUUGCGUAUUCAUCUAAACUGGCACAUUCAUGUGUGGAGAAAGCUGGCAUGAUAGGACUGGUUAAGAUGAGACAGUUAGACGUUGAUGAAAACUAUUCUCUGCGUGGCUAUACAUUGGAACGAGCAAUAGAGGAAGAUCGUAGGAUGGGAUUGAUUCCGUUUUACGUGUGUGCAACACUGGGUACAACAGGUUGCUGUUCUUAUGACAACAUACAAGAACUGGGAGAAGUUUGCGCAAAGGAGCAUGUAUGGCUCCACGUUGAUGCAGCCUACGCUGGAAAUGCACUUAUAUGUCCCGAGUACCAGCACCAUCUGAAAGGUGUUGAGAAUGUUUCAUCCAUAAAUUUUAAUCCCAAUAAGUGGAUGUUGGUGAACUUCGACUGUUCUCUAAUGUGGGUACGUGAUCGUAAGGCACUGACAAGCGCACUGACGGUGGAUCCAGUAUACCUACAACACGAGCACGAUGAUAAAGAAUUGGAUUUUCGGCACUGGGGAAUUCCAUUAAGCAGACGAUUCCGUGCGCUGAAACUAUGGUUUGUUUUGAGAAUAUAUGGAGUUGAUGGUUUACAAAAUUACAUCAGGAGGCACGUCAAGUUAGCCAAACUUUUCGAAGAACAUGUGCGCAACAAUGACCUUUUCGAGGUUGUUGGCAAGGUUACAACAGGUCUUGUUUGCUUUCGAUUAAAGGGUCCAAACGCUCUAACACAGAGACUGCUGAAAAAUAUUAAUGAAAGUCGGAGGAUACACAUGGUUCCAGCACUUGUGAAUGAGAAUUACGUCAUCAGGUUUGCUGUUUGUGCUGAGUCGGCAACUGACGAUGACAUCAAAUACGCUUGGCACGAGAUAGUAAAUGCCGCUGAAGAUCUGAUGUCAUCAAAACAUGAACUCGAAAAGAUGAAUGUGUUCGAGAAAUUCGAAUCUUGUGAGUUAUCCGAAACAGAAAGCGAAGAUGAAGUCUUUGAUCAAGAAUUGUUUGAUCCGGAGCUAAUUUUCGACCAGCAGCGUUCUACAUUGAAACGCGCAUGCGAAAGACGGAAUUUGUUCCACAGAAUGGUUUCUGAUCCAAAAGGGUUCAAUCGAACACUCCUAAGAGCACUCAGUAUUGAUGGUCACAGAAAGAUAAGAAGCGAGUCAGAUCUUGAAGAGGAAAACGGCGAGGUACAGAGGAAUAACCAGAAGAAAAAAUCCGAAUCAUGAACGGUCGCUUACUACAAUCAUUAAUUCGUGUCUAUUUAUCCAUUGACAAAGUAAACAGUGGUUGACAUACCACAUCAACAGUAUCAUCCUUUGGUAAAUAUCACAUCAUAUUCAAUGUAAUUGUUUUAUCAGAUCAAAAUAUCAUUUUCAGAACUUAACGUAGGAACGAACGCUAUUUAUCCGUUCGUACACAAAAAAUGUGAGUAGAAUACCAAAAUGAAACGACAGCUUUUGAAGUCAAAAUGCGUAAUGGAUAUUUCUCUUCUUUCGUUAUAAAACGUGGAGUGAACUAGUAAUGACAGAAGCUCAUAAUUCUAUUUAAGACGUAAUAUUCUACACAGAAAAACCAAAAGGUCUUUGAAUAUGAUGUAUAUUUCGUUUGUACCAAUGGGAAUUAUUAUAUAGCUAAUAUAAAAAUAAUAUUGCCAUAAACUAAUUCCGUCUUUUGCCAAAGAAGUAGGCCAGUAUGUUAUCCUGAACUGAAUGAAAGGAAUUGGAGGUCAAAUGACAUUGUUGAAACGGGGAGUAAUACUAUUGCAUCAUCACAAGUUUAUGCAUGUAACCCUUACCGAUUGACUCAAAUUAAACCCUUUAAAAAUGAAGCUAUAAGUCAUAUAAUUAUUCGAAAUUUACAAACCAUAUUAUUAUUUACUGUAAUAUUAAAAAAGGCAUAGUUAGUAGUUCUUAUUACUUUUUAUUUAAGAGAAAUUGUUAUCUUUGAAUGUCCAAAAGUAAUUACUUCUUUUGCAUACUAGUAUGCGUUUCCAAUAUGUAUUUUGGGCGA
Molecule: messenger RNA, 2684 nt
Organism: Mercenaria mercenaria
Lineage: Eukaryota; Metazoa; Mollusca; Bivalvia; Venerida; Veneridae
Product: aromatic-L-amino-acid decarboxylase-like
Exons: 15
Coding region: 161-1900 (579 amino acids)
Biological process (GO): amino acid metabolic process
Molecular function (GO): pyridoxal phosphate binding; carboxy-lyase activity
Source: RefSeq, a predicted model, not a curated record